CUUUGACACAUAAGGUGUUGUUUGUUGAGAUUGGGAGAGAAAGAUUGAAUUAGGGCAGAAUCAGAAUGGGGAUCCGAUUCGUGUUGAUGGUGAACAAGCAAGGCCAAACGCGCCUUGCUCAGUACUACGAAUACCUCACUCUCGAAGAGCGUCGAGCUCUGGAAGGUGAAAUCGUUCGUAAAUGUCUCGCCCGCAACGAACAACAGUGUUCCUUUGUUGAGCAUCGCAACUACAAAAUCGUGUACAGGCGCUACGCCUCCUUGUUUUUCCUCGUUGGAGUCGACGAUGACGAGAAUGAGCUCGCUAUUUUGGAAUUUAUACACCUCUUGGUUGAAACAAUGGAUCGUCAUUUUGGCAAUGUGUGCGAGCUAGAUAUUAUGUUCCAUUUAGAAAAGGCGCAUUUUAUGUUGGAGGAAAUGGUUAUGAAUGGUUGUAUUGUGGAGACAAACAAAUCAAAUAUUCUGACUCCAAUUCAGCUGAUGGAUAAAACAUCUUGAAGGAGAAAAAAGGAAAUAUGCCCGGUUUUUGAUGUAUGAUAUCGUUCUGUGUACAAUAGACAAGAUAAUCUAUAAUUUUCAGUAUGAAGGAAAAUUCGCGUGUAACUUUCUGUCUUGUUUUUCUCACACCCCUUGUAUGAAUGAUUAUGAACUAGUUUCUUUUUUUCAAAUGGUAUUUGGCAUUGGAAAAA
This is a messenger RNA of Vigna radiata var. radiata (mung bean), 688 nucleotides long. Its product is annotated as AP-4 complex subunit sigma. Gene Ontology annotation, cellular component: intracellular membrane-bounded organelle. The transcript has 4 exons. NCBI's taxonomy places the organism in Eukaryota, Viridiplantae, Streptophyta, Magnoliopsida, Fabales, Fabaceae. The coding region runs from base 66 to 497 and encodes 143 amino acids. Gene Ontology annotation, biological process: protein transport; vesicle-mediated transport. The record is from RefSeq and is a predicted model, not a curated record.